This is a messenger RNA of Botrytis deweyae, 1467 nucleotides long. RefSeq lists its product as uncharacterized. Gene Ontology annotation, molecular function: peptidase activity. The transcript is spliced from 7 exons. Lineage: Eukaryota; Fungi; Ascomycota; Leotiomycetes; Helotiales; Sclerotiniaceae. The record is from RefSeq and is a predicted model, not a curated record. Gene Ontology annotation, biological process: proteolysis. Bases 1 to 1467 code for a protein of 488 amino acids.
AUGGCUACGGGUGAUUUGGACUUUGUUUUCAAGAAAAUCGAUGAGCUUGCUACCGCUACCGCUCCCAACUUCAACAUUAUCCAUGAUCGACUCGUACCCGCGAUCAAAAUCCCAUCCAUCUCUUCUGAGCGAACUGUCGAGGGACGCAAACAUGUAGUUGCUAUGACGGAUUUUCUGGCAGAUCAACUCACGAAGUUAAAUGCAUCUGUGGAUCGACAUUCGUUGGGGAAAGAACCAGAAACACAACUUCAGUUGCCGGAUGUUAUUAUUGCUAAAUAUCCAAAAGUGUAUGAUAGUAAGAAGAAGACUAUUUUGAUUUAUGGCCAUUAUGAUGUUCAGCCUCCGGGAGAAGGUUGGGAUACCGACCCCUGGACCAUCACAGAAAAAGGCGAAGAUCCCGACAAAAAACUCUACGGACGAGGAGCUACCGAUGACAAAGGACCCGUGCUCGGCUGGCUCAACGCACUCCAAGCCUACCAGGAAGCAAAAGUCGAUGUCCCCGUGAAUCUCAUAUUCUGUUUCGAAGGAAUGGAAGAAUCUGGAUCCACCGGAUUCGCAGAAUUUGCAAUCGCCAACCGCGCUCUCUUCGAACACGUCGAUGCUGCAUGCAUCUCUGACAAUUAUUGGCUUACGACCAAGAAACCAUGUCUAACAUAUGGACUUCGCGGUAUCAAUUACUUCAACCUCACAGUGGAACAUGCAGGUGUUCAACUCCAUAGUGGAAUGUUUGGAGGUUGUGUGUAUGAGCCCAUGACGGAUCUAGUGAUUCUUCUUUCGAAACUUGUGGAUUCUCAGGGUAAAAUCUUGAUCCCGGGGAUUAAUGAACUUGUAGAUGAUGCGUCCAAGGAAGAGGUGGAGGAAUAUGCUACGAUAGAGUUUUCGACGCGGGAUUUUCAACAGACUAUUGGCAGCGAUGCGAAUAUUUAUGAUGAUCCUAAGAAGACUCUCAUGCAUAGAUUCAGGUAUCCGUCUCUCACCAUUCACGGUAUCGCAGGCGCAGAUUCCAGCCCCGACCAAACCACCGCCAUCUACCCCAAAGUGACUGCCAAGUUUUCCAUCCGCACUGUGCCGUCCAUGGAUCAGGAAACCGUCUCCAAUCUCACCAUUAACUAUCUCUACCAAGAAUUUAAAAAACUCGGAAGCAAAAAUACAUGCACAGCGAAACAGUUUGGAGAAACAGCUCCGUAUUGGCUUGCUUCCCCUGAUGAUGCAAAUUACAAGGCUGGAAAGGCGGCUACGCAGAAAGUUUAUCAUACUGAACCUGAUUUGACGAGGGAGGGUGGAAGUAUCGGAGUAACACUUGAUCUGCAAAAGGCAUUGGGGAAAAAGAGUAUCAUGUUAUUGCCAGUAGGGAUGUCGGAUGAUGGGGCUCAUGGUCCCAAUGAAAAACUUAACAAGACGAAUUACAUCGAGGGGAGCAAAUUGCAGGGAGCUUAUUGGUGGUAUUUUGCCAAUCCUCAGUCCUAG